Molecule: messenger RNA, 1730 nt
Organism: Solanum pennellii
Lineage: Eukaryota; Viridiplantae; Streptophyta; Magnoliopsida; Solanales; Solanaceae
Product: polyadenylate-binding protein RBP45
Exons: 7
Coding region: 149-1390 (413 amino acids)
Cellular component (GO): cytosol
Molecular function (GO): mRNA binding
Source: RefSeq, a predicted model, not a curated record
GAAAACCCCCAAAGGGCAGAAAAUAUCUCAUCAGCUGGUUUCGGAAUAAAUAGAAGGCACGGGUGCAUACAAUACAUUUCUCGUGUUCCUCCAUACAUCCUUCUAGGGUUCCACCGUUCCCCCCCUCUCUGAACCCCAUUUCAUCACGAUGCAACCAGCGAAUUCCAUGGUUCCACCACCACAGUACCAGCAGACACAGCAGUGGAUGGCUCAACCGCCGCCGCAGUAUCAGGUUGCGCCUCCGCAGCAAUCGGGAUAUUACUACCAGCAACCUCCGCAACAGGGCGGAGUUCCUCCACCCCAACAACAACAGCUUCAGUACGACGCCUCUGGUUUGGCUGCUACUGCCUGUUCUGUUCAGCCGACUAGUGCUGAUGAGAUCCGAAGCCUUUGGAUCGGAGAUCUACAGUUUUGGAUGGAUGAGCAAUACCUUCUCAACUGUUUCGCACAAACUGGAGAGGUGACCUCUGCUAAAGUUAUUCGUAACAAGCAAAGUGGACAAUCAGAGGGUUAUGGCUUUAUUGAGUUUAUUAGUCAUGCUGCUGCAGAAAGGAAUCUGCAAGCAUAUAAUGGUACCUUGAUGCCUAAUAUUGAGCAAAAUUUCAGACUCAACUGGGCUUCACUCGGUUCUGGUGAAAAACGUUCUGAUAAUGGUCCUGAAUAUACAAUAUUUGUUGGUGACUUGGCAGCCGAUGUUUCUGAUUAUAUGCUUCAGGAGACAUUUAGGGCUAACUAUCCUUCUGUGAAGGGCGCUAAGGUUGUAACAGAUAAGGCCACGGGGCGCACCAAGGGUUAUGGUUUUGUUAAGUUUGGGGAUGAAAGUGAGCAGUUGCGCGCUAUGACUGAGAUGAAUGGACAGUUUUGCUCCACUAGGCCCAUGCGGAUUGGUCCCGCAGCUAACAAGAAGAGUAUGGGUGGUCAAAGUCAAGCUUCGUAUCAAAGUUCACCUGGAACUCAAAAUGAGGACGACCCAUCUAAUACCACUAUUUUUGUUGGGAACUUGGAUUCCAAUAUAACGGAUGAACAUUUAAGGCAGAUUUUUGGACAUUAUGGGCAGUUGCUUCAUGUAAAAAUACCAGUAGGCAAGCGGUGUGGCUUUAUUCAGUUUGCUGAUAGAAGUUGUGCUGAGGAAGCUCUACGGGUAUUAAAUGGAACUCAGCUGGGUGGACAAAGCAUCCGUCUUUCAUGGGGUCGAAGUCCUGCAAACAAGCAGCAGCCUCAACUUGAUCCAAACCAGUAUGCUGGUUAUUAUGGGUAUACAGCUGGAUAUGAAGGUUAUGGUUAUGCCCCCCCUGCUCAGGAUCCAAAUCAGUAUUAUGCGGGCUAUGCUGGAUAUGGAAAUUACGCACAACCUCAACAGCAGCAGCAAGUUUUGCAGCAUCCUCAGUGAUAUAUGCUGGUGAAAGGAUUACUGAGUGCUUCCCAGCGUGAUUUGUGUAUUGAUGUCAAAAGCGGGACAUGAGGUUAUCAGUUGGAAUCCAGAUGUGUGUUUCACUAUCUUAGGGUGUUGGAAACCUUUGUAGGCUAUUUCAUUGAGGAUACAAUUUAUGGUUUCGAUCAACUGAUUGUAUGCUGUUUGUUUUUUUUAUUUUUGCGUUGCCCUUUUAAUACUUAGAUAUGAGAUCUAGAUAUACUUGAAGGUCUUUGGAGAAGUGUAGGCAUGUAACUGUAUACUUGUGCUUUUUGGCUAUCCAGGCAAUGCUGAACACCCUAUUUUGCUUGUUGCUCAA